Molecule: messenger RNA, 1029 nt
Organism: Clonostachys solani
Lineage: Eukaryota; Fungi; Ascomycota; Sordariomycetes; Hypocreales; Bionectriaceae
Source: the annotation of a GenBank genome assembly
AUGGGUCGUAACCAGGCCUACUGCUGUAUCUGCGGAGGCCCGUUUCUAGAACCUGGCACUCGUGAAGAUGAGCCCGGCGAUUGGCUAUGCUAUCCAGCACUUUGGACUACUGUCCAUGAUACGAAAGAUGGCGUCGAGUUAGACACAUACAAAUGCCAACUAGGGAUGUAUACCUAUGACCUUGUCAAUCUGAUUGGUGAUUCCCAAAGACGAGUGUUGGAGCAGGAGGCCACAUACCAGCAGCAUAAUGUGUUUUUGAUCUCAGAAUCAGGCAAGAAGGUCCCCGCCUUUCACGUUGUUGACAAUGAGAGUGCCAUAUACCUCGCAGUUCACAGCCAAUGUUCCCAGCUCGUCCAGCGCUUCAUCAGCAGCAGACGCGAGGCCCACGACGUGUUCCAGACCAGCGACAAAGAUGAGAUCUGUUCCGUCAAACAACUGUGGCAAGUUGUUUUUACUCGGCUAUCGGCAUCUGGGCGUGGGGUUGCCUCUAACAUAGAGCACCCGACCCGAUAUUGCGGUAUUGCUUCUCUUCAUUUGACAGAGUGGGAGCCAGAUAAUAACCCGCUGGUUGGUGAAUGUGUAGAAGCAGACCCAAUCGAGGUGCCAAAUUUGACUGAGUGCAUCCUGGAUAACCUGGAAGCAGAUGCUUCGAGACCUCGCAGCGAGGAAACUUCAAAUGAUGUGAAAGAUCAAGAUUGGUGGUUCAAUAAAUUCAUCACCAAGAAGGAACUUCCUUGGAUGUGGGACUUAGACGAAGAUGUGGUCAGCGAGAAGCAACAUACAGGUGAUUGGAAUUGGGAGCUUUUGGUCAAGAAGCUGUCCCUGACUGAUAUUUCUCGUCCUGAAGAUGAGACUCUGCGUCUUCCUCUAGGUCUUCGCAACCGACGGAGGAUUUGGAAAUGCAUAGAAGACGCAAGACUAGGCGAUAUUCAGAGGCAGAUAGGCCCGCCUCUUCUUGGCUUCGAUGUGCCAAUGGAAGGGAACCUUUGGGAUGGCUAUACACCAAAGAGCCAACAACCAGCUGCAUGA